Molecule: messenger RNA, 1033 nt
Organism: Helianthus annuus (common sunflower)
Lineage: Eukaryota; Viridiplantae; Streptophyta; Magnoliopsida; Asterales; Asteraceae
Exons: 2
Coding region: 167-865 (232 amino acids)
Source: RefSeq, a predicted model, not a curated record
AUUUACCGGUGAGAAGCAAGACGAGAGGAUAAGGCCUCUCUCUCUCCUCUUUCUCUCUCAUGACCUCAUCAUCGCUUUCCCUCUUCUGCAUCCAGUUUUUCCUCCAUCUUUGUCCCUAACAGAGCCUGUAUAAAUUGAUCCACCUUUGAUCCUCAACACUCAUCCGAUGUCUGUUGCAUUCGAAACCACUAGUAACCCUAGCGACACUAAUCGGAUCCAAUUGCCAGACUUUGAGUUUUCUCACGGUAUGUGGAUCUACAACCUGCCGGAAUCUUCUAGAUUAGCCGCCGGUAAUCCCUGGAGCAGCAGCCUCCCAGCCGUUAAAGAAGAAGAAGAUUCCGCCGCUUCUUCCUCCAUCGGUAACAACAGUGACGACGAUUCCGGUGACGGUGAAGUUCAGAGCAACGGCAACGGUGACGGCUUGCUCAACGGUUUCAAUGAUUUGGAGAAAGUUCUGCCGAUUAAGAGGGGAAUAUCCACAUUCUAUGCUGGAAAGUCAAAGUCAUAUGGAAGCCUAGCAGAUGCGGUGUCGGUUCCGACGAUUCAAGACAUUGUUAAGCCGGAAGACGCGUACAGCCGCAAGCGAAAGAACAUGCUGGCUCAUCAGGCUUUGUUUGACAAGGGUGGUGAAUCGGAUGGGGUAGCAAAGAAGCUUGCCAGAAACGGGCAUGAGAGCGCUGACCAAAGUGCUCUCGGGUCUAUGGCGGGUCGAGCGCUCCCGCCGUUGCCGUGUAACAAUAGGAAGUCGUCGACGAAUGAAUUGUCGUCGUCACCUAGAAUGUACAUGAGCUCGCCGUGGAGAUCCCUGUCGCUCUCGGAUUUGCAGGACGCGGGUAACAAAGGGAAUGAGGUGGAUGAGCAUUAGGUCUGGUUAUGUUAAGAUAGCAUCUGAAACUGAAGAUAGUUGUUUAUGGUGUUAGGGGUCUGUUUAUGUUUUAUUCAGAAAUCAUAGGAUGUCAACUGGUUAUGCUUUGUAUCCGGUUGUUUAUAAAAAGUAUGAUAUAAAAAGUGCUCAAUUUUUUUUUUUUUUUCA